This is a messenger RNA of Sarcophilus harrisii (Tasmanian devil), 4716 nucleotides long. It is a transcript of the gene TRIM3, whose product is annotated as tripartite motif containing 3. Gene Ontology annotation, biological process: negative regulation of translation; proteasome-mediated ubiquitin-dependent protein catabolic process; protein polyubiquitination. The transcript has 12 exons. The coding region runs from base 1131 to 3365 and encodes 744 amino acids. NCBI's taxonomy places the organism in Eukaryota, Metazoa, Chordata, Mammalia, Dasyuromorphia, Dasyuridae. Gene Ontology annotation, molecular function: zinc ion binding; ubiquitin protein ligase activity; protein binding. The record is from RefSeq and is a predicted model, not a curated record.
CAAACCAGGGAAGAUAGGCUAACCAGGAAAGAGCAAACUUUACUCAAAAGAGAAAGGCCAGUUGAACUUAUCCGACAUAGAAGGUCUAGACAGGAAAGAGACAAAUCAAGGAAAGAUACUGACUGCCUAGGUGACAGAUGAACCAAACUAAGUAGAGAUUGACAAGGAUACAUGUGGACAAGAUUUACCAGAGGACACAUGGACACAAGCAAAGACAGCUUGACUAGAAACAGUCAUAUUGGCCAGGGGCAAGCAGACCAUAAAACUGAGAAGAGAUAGUUUAACCACAGAACAAAUGGAGCCAAACUGAUUGGAGAAAAACAAUCUAAGUAGCAGGACAACUGAAUCAAACCAACCAGAUUAAUAUGGACUGACAGAGAAAAAUGGCCCAAAUAAAUGAAGACAGAAAAAUUGACCAAGACAAUAAAUUUAACCACUAUGUAGACACAGACUGAUGAGAUAGAUAGACAAAGCCAAAUAGCAAUAAAUGAGUUGUCUAGGGAGACAAAAACCCCAAGCCAACUAGUGAGAGACUGUCCAGGGAUCAGAUGCGUUAAACUGACUAGAGGUAACAAAUCGAUCGGUUGUGUAUGGACCAAACCAUCUAGGAUCAGACUGACUGGGGACAAAUGUAUCAUACUUGUCAGAGAUAGAUGGAUAAAGUGAAAAAGAUAGAGAUUGCCUAGAGCUCAGGAUAAAUGGAAGACAGAAAGUGAGACACUCAAUGACCAAAACACAGAAUCUCUGUAAGUCAGCCAGAAGACAGAUCAAAACUGAAGAAGGAAACAGAAUGAGCACAGAUAGACAGACUAUGGAAAAGUAGGCUUGAUCAAAAAACAAAUAGAAUCACUUAGGGGAAAAAAAAACUUUUAAGAAGGGCUGGAAGACUUGAUAGAAUCAGGGUCUUUGAGAGCAUAUUGAUCAAUGAAUUGAAGGCACAUCACUUGAUCUUGUAGUGAGGAAGGACCAACCUCAACUGGACCUGCCCAAGUCCUACCCAAGAUUUAGCAAUUCACCCAUUGGCCUGCCCCUGCCCCUGUUCCUGCUCCUGCCAGUGAAGUUGUAAAUGUGGAUGCAACAUCCUGGAAUCUUAAGACUGGCCUGAGGGGGAGGAACUAAUUGUCUGCGCCAUGGCGAAGCGGGAGGGCAGCACCAGCCCGGUGGUUCGGCAGAUUGACAAGCAGUUCCUGGUGUGCAGCAUCUGCCUGGAUCGCUACCAUUGCCCUAAGGUUUUACCUUGCCUGCACACCUUCUGUGAGAGGUGCCUGCAGAGCUACAUCCCUGCCCAGAGUCUGACGUUGUCAUGUCCCGUGUGCCGCCAGACUUCCAUCCUCCCCGAGCAGGGUGUUUCUGCUCUGCAGAAUAACUUCUUUAUCAGCAACCUGAUUGAAGUGAUGCAGAGGACCCCUGAUGGAGGCCGAGACCCCACUGCCCCUCACCCGCUCUGCGCUGUGGCUGGGCGUCCUCUCUCCUGCCCCAACCAUGAAGGCAAGACAAUGGAGUUCUACUGUGAAUCAUGUGAGACAGCUAUGUGUGGGGAAUGUCGAGCUGGGGAGCACGGGGAGCACCGCACUGUGCUGCUCCGGGAUGUGGUGGAGCAGCACAAGGCAGCCCUGCAGAGGCAGCUGGACACUGUGCGCAGCCGGUUGCCCCAGCUGACGGCAGCCAUUGCCCUGGUGGGAGAGAUCAGCCAGCAGCUGGUGGAUCGGAAGGCUGAAGCCCUGGCCCAGAUCAGUGGGGCCUUUGAGGAGCUGGAGCAGGCCCUGCAGCAGCGCAAGGGGGCACUGGUCAGGGACCUGGAGGCCAUCUGUGGGGCCAAGCAGAAGGUGCUGCAGGCCCAGCUGGAGACACUGCGUCAGGGCCAGGAGCAUAUUGGGAGCAGCUGCAGCUUUGCGGAGCAGGCCCUGCGGCUAGGCUCAGAGACGGAAGUGCUGCUCGUGCGCAAGCAGAUGGGGGAGCGGCUGGCGGCACUGGCCAGCCAAGCCUUCCCUGAGCGGCCUCACGAGAACGGGCAGCUGGAGCUUCUUCUAGAGACGGAUGGCCUGCGCCGCUCUAUUCUCAACUUGGGUGCACUCCUCACCACUAGUGCCACAGCCCAUGAGACAGUGGCCACAGGGGAGGGCCUUCGCCAGGCCCUGGUGGGGCAGCCGGCCUCACUGACUAUCACCACCAAAGACAAGGAUGGGCAGCUUGUGCGCACGGGAAGUGCAGAACUUCGGGCCGAGCUGACGGGCCCCGAUGGGGCUCGCCUUGAAGCCCAUGUGCUGGACCACAAGAAUGGCACUUAUGAGCUAGUCUACACAGCCCGGGCAGAGGGUGAGCUUCUCCUCUCUGUACUACUCUAUGGGCAGCCUGUACGGGGCAGCCCCUUCCGGGUGCGUGCCCUGCGCCCUGGUGACUUACCCCCCUCUCCUGAUGAUGUCAAACGCCGGGUCAAGUCCCCUGGUGGUCCUGGUGGCCAUGUGAGACAGAAGGCUGUACGCCGACCCAGCUCUAUGUAUAGCACAGGAGGCAAGAGGAAGGACAACCCUAUUGAGGAUGAGCUGGUCUUCCGAGUUGGUAGCCGUGGGCGAGAGAAGGGUGAAUUCACCAACUUACAGGGCAUUUCUGCAGCCAGCAGUGGCCGCAUUGUGGUGGCUGACAGUAACAACCAGUGCAUCCAGGUAUUCUCUAAUGAGGGCCAGUUCAAACUCCGCUUUGGUGUGCGAGGCCGCUCCCCUGGGCAGCUGCAGCGUCCCACUGGUGUGGCAGUGGACACCAAUGGUGACAUUAUUGUGGCUGAUUAUGACAACCGCUGGGUCAGUGUCUUCUCACCUGAAGGAAAGUUCAAGACCAAGAUUGGAGCUGGGAGGCUCAUGGGACCCAAGGGUGUGGCUGUGGACCGUAACGGGCACAUCAUCGUGGUGGACAACAAGGCUUGCUGUGUCUUUACCUUCCAACCCAAUGGAAAGCUAGUGGGUCGCUUUGGGGGCCGUGGUGCCACUGACCGCCAUUUUGCAGGUCCCCACUUUGUUGCUGUGAAUAACAAGAAUGAAAUUGUGGUGACAGAUUUCCAUAAUCACUCAGUGAAGGUGUACAGUGCAGAUGGAGACUUCCUCUUCAAGUUUGGCUCCCAUGGCGAGGGUAAUGGGCAGUUCAAUGCCCCUACUGGUGUGGCUGUGGACUCGAAUGGGAACAUCAUCGUGGCAGAUUGGGGGAACAGUCGCAUCCAGGUAUUUGACAGUACAGGCUCUUUCUUAUCCUAUAUCAACACCACUGCAGAACCACUUUAUGGCCCUCAGGGCUUGGCACUGACCUCCGAUGGCCACGUGGUAGUGGCUGAUGCAGGCAACCACUGUUUCAAGGCCUAUCGUUACCUCCAGUAGCUGCUCUGCUGGCUCAGACCUGGAUGGAUAGAGAGAUGGACACCACCACUCCAAGGAUGGGAUGGGCCCAGGACCCCUCCACUGUGGGCCAUAUCAGGGAGCAAUGAAAGUGGGAGCCAUGUGCCCUUCACCACCCCAGGGCCUUCCCCAGGGAUCUUCUCCCCAUGUUCACCAGUUGAUCUCUAUCCUCCUUUCCCCCCCACACCCCUCCCAUCCCUUCACGCUGCACUUUAUUUAUUCGGUUCCUGCUUUGGUGAUUGGGGUGGAGGGGGAGGCUGUGGGGGAGUUGACCAGGUUGGGAGGCCUAUGAAGUCUCCCUGAGCUUGCCAUCCUACUGCCUGCCCACUUGCCCACUUACCCACAUUUUUUUUGGUUUCUACAAGAAUUGCUAAGCUUCACCCCUAACCCCUAGCCCCACUUAGACCUAUACCCCACGUCAGGGUCUAGACCCCCUUUAGGCUUGGUCUUAGCCCUAUCAUGUAGAUCAGUUACUGCCAGUUCUUCUGGCCUGUCUCCAGGAGGAGCUUGGGGCCUUCACAGCCAAGGAUCCUGACUGCCUCCAAGCUGCUUCACAGGGCAGUGCUAUAGGCUGGCAGGACAUGGUUUCCCCUCUGCCUUCUCAGACAAACUGACAGACAGACAGUAAUACCCUUGCCCGGUCCGCUUCAAUGUACAAAAUAAAUGAUCUCCGUGGCUUCCAUUUUGAUCCUUCUUGGAAGAGAAGGGGGAUGCUGCUACUUUAGGCACCUCCCCUACCCAGGAACUUAGGGUGAGGAAAUGGGCUAGGGAUCCUAAAACUGGGAAAGAAAUGGGAUGGGGGGAAGCAGGCAAUUGUUCCUCAGUCCUUGGCUCAGAGGGUAUUGCAGGCUCAGAGCAGGCUCUCCUAAUGGAGCUUUGAAGUUGGGCUGUAGUGGUACAGGAGAGGGAUGCUUCUGAGGCCAUGGGAGUACCAUUCUUUUCCCCUAAUCCUCUAUCCUAGGCCAUGAUAGGGGACCUGAAUGGAUCUGGAAUGUGGAAUGAUAUAAGGUUCCUAGAAGCAUCAGAAGAAUCAUUGCCUGGGUAAAGAUGAAUACACAAAUGCACUAGACUCACAAAACCAUGAGAAGAAGGGGUCCUGAAGGGCAAGUUCUGACCUGUUGAGAAGGGUAGAUGAUAAAGAAGGCUUUGGCAGAUAGGAUAGCUACCCUGGGCCUCUUGUACCCUGAGGAAGGUGGGUUUCCAGGAUUAUUUUCACAGAUUUAACAUUUGAUAUUGGGAACCUCUAGUCAGGUUCUGAGAAGAUGCCCAGGUAUUUCAAUAAAAAUGCGAACAACCCAGACUUAGGACCUAAUGGUGAGAAUGCAACCACAUG